Molecule: messenger RNA, 861 nt
Organism: Trametes versicolor FP-101664 SS1
Lineage: Eukaryota; Fungi; Basidiomycota; Agaricomycetes; Polyporales; Polyporaceae
Exons: 6
Coding region: 1-861 (286 amino acids)
Source: RefSeq, a predicted model, not a curated record
AUGGAUAUGCCGACAGAAGACCACAACAUGGAGGACGUCAUGGAUGCCACCAUGGACUACAACCCCACGGCCCAGCACAUCCCGCAAGUCAUCCACCAACGCUACGACGCACCCGUCACCAACAACAACAGCAACAACACCAUUCUGACCGAGAUGGACCGCCGCUACGAACAAAUGCGUGCAGUCGUCGCCACUGCCGCCCAGCCCCGCGAGCCCAUCCGCGAUAUCCCCGUCAAGGUCCACAUCCGCAGGCCCGACAAGGACUCCUGGGCCUACAUGGGCCGCGGCGUCGUCUCGCAGGAGGUCACCGGGCAGUCGUCCAGAGUCGUCGUCAGGUCCGCGACCUCCUCCAAGAUUCUGACCGUCUUCGGCGAGGGCGCCGCCCUCCAAGCUGAGAGACGCGGGAACUUCGUGGUUAUCGGUUGCGUCGAGGGGAACCGUGUUGUGUCCUGGUCAUUGAACGCACUGAACCACGCCGAGACCGUUCGCCUGCUUGCCAGCAUCGAGCUCGCUGCCUACGCCUGCAAGCAAGCCAUGGCCGACCCCGCGCUGCACAGCGCUAUCCGCCGUCGGAUCGCGCGGGUCAUCAAGGACGACCGCCGUCGCCGCCACAAGCGGCGCAAGGAGCAGGACUCGAUGGUCGCCGCCUUCGCGCGCACCGGCCUCGUCGAGGACAGCGACGCAGCCCCCACCGGCGCGCCCUCCGCCUACGCCCCGACGUUCCCUACCGCCGCCCCCGCCGCGAGCGCCCCGCUGCCCGCGGAACCCGUCCCGGUCCCCGCCCCCAUCCCGAUGCCGAUCCCCAAUCCCGCACCCGCGCAGGCCAGCGGAGGCCUGUUCGGGAUGCACACAGGGCUAUAG